Molecule: messenger RNA, 2181 nt
Organism: Tribolium madens (black flour beetle)
Lineage: Eukaryota; Metazoa; Arthropoda; Insecta; Coleoptera; Tenebrionidae
Product: vitamin K-dependent gamma-carboxylase
Exons: 10
Coding region: 158-2164 (668 amino acids)
Biological process (GO): peptidyl-glutamic acid carboxylation
Molecular function (GO): vitamin binding; gamma-glutamyl carboxylase activity
Source: RefSeq, a predicted model, not a curated record
UUUGUUAAAAUGGAGGAUAUUGAUUGGUGUAUUUCUGGUACUUGGCGGAUGGAGCGUCCUUGUUGCUAUAGCAACGUUGGGGAUAAAUAUAGGGGUUUCCAGGCGGUUUUCCCAUUUCCAGUCAAGUCUAGAGCGAAGGACUUUCCUGGAUAACACAAUGAUGGAGCAACAAAGUGGUAAAAGUUUGAACAAUAAAGUUAAAGAAGAAAAGGAAAAUUUUAAAUUUAAGGAAUUUUUCAAAAAUGUUUCUUACGAGAACUUUGUUAGAUUUAUGUACCAGCCCAAGGAUCCAUCCAGUUUGGGAGUCAUUCGGUUUUUGUUUGGUUUGUUAAUGUUGCUAGACCUGCCCGAAGAGCGCGGUGGUUCUGACAUUGACUUUAGAUGGGGGGAUCCCCGAGAUUGUCAUUUUCCUCUAUUUCCAAUUUUGCGCCCUUUGCCAUACCCAUACAUGGCUCUACUUUACGGAAAUAUGUGGUUUGGCGCUUGUGGCAUCAUGCUGGGCUACAAAUUUCGCACUAGUGCGUUAUUAUUUGGCCUUCCUUAUUGGUACUUAUUGUUGCUGGAUAAAUCGUUCUGGAACAAUCACAGCUACCUUUUUGGAAUUGUUACGAUGCUUUUAGUAGGAUCCUCAGCAAACCACUAUUUUUCUUUAGAUGGAAUUUUCGAUGAAAAAAAGCGAAAUCGGCAUGUCCCCUAUUGGAAUUAUUUCAUAUUAAAGUUUCAAUUUUUUAUGUUGUAUUUUUUGGCCGGUUUGAAAAAGACUGAUAGGGAAUGGCUUGAAGGAUACUCGAUGACCAAUUUGGGGAGUCACUGGGUGUUUCUCCCUUUCACAAUAUUUCUCACCGUUGAACAAAUCGAUUAUUUAAUUGUGCAUUGGUUCGGCUUUCUUCUCGAUCUCACAAUUGGUUUCUGGAUGCUUAUUGAAAUCACUCGACCAAUUGCGAUGAUUUUUUGUGCUUGUUUUCAUCUCAUGAAUUCGCGACUUUUCAGUAUCGGAAUGUUUCCAUACGUGUGUUUGGCAACAAUGCCUCUUUUUUGCUCAGAAACGUGGCCACGUCGCUUACAAAGUGUUUUUAUCAAGAAUGUGGACUAUAAAGUGGAAUCAAGUCCCGUGUGUGUUUACACGAAAGACCAAAUCAAUUGGAAACAUAAAUUAGUUGUGGGACUUUUAUUGACUCAUUGUGGACUUCAGUGCUUCCUCCCCUAUUCACAUUUUAUCACCCAAGGGUACAAUAAUUGGACGAAAGGGCUUUAUGGGUACUCCUGGGACAUGAUGGUACACUCAUGGGACACCACAAUUGUUGUAAUCAAAGUGGUUGAUAACAAUUCAGGUGGUGAGUUUUUCCUAGAUCCUGAAGCUUGGACGCAGAAUGAACGAUGGAAUAAACACGCUGAUAUGUGUCUACAAUAUGCUGAAUGUCUGAAAAAUAAUUUGCUUCAAGACUUGAAACAUGAAAAGAGCCGGGAAGGUGGGAAGAAUGAAAUUGGGCCCAAGCAUAUAACUUCUGAAAACAUAUCAAUUUAUAUAGAUGUUUGGUGUUCUCUCAAUGGGCGAUUUCAGCAACGGAUGUAUGACCCAAACUAUGAUUUACUGAAGGCUAAUUGGUCUCCUUUCCGGCCAGUAGAGUGGCUGAAACCAGUCUUGACUGAAUAUAAUGAUUUCAGGAUUCAAAUGAAUAAAAUCAGUCAAGAGGUCUAUUCGUGGUCCAACUACAGUGAUGUCUUGUUUAUUGCAGACUUUCCGGGUCUCUAUUUGGAAAACUACAUAACUAAAGAUUUGCGAAACGUGACUCUCACAGUGUUGGAAGGCGAAGUAUUUUACGAAGUAGAAGACGAGGAAACAAACCAGUCAUACGGCGUAAAACUCGGUAAAAACGAAAGUAUCCCAGUUGAAGUUGAAGUUUUCCAUAAAGUACACACAAUCAGUUCAACACCAUCUUGUUACAUGUAUGUCUACAUGAACAAAACUAGGGAAUAUUUAGGGGAAUUACCCCAACCAAGUGACAAUGACAGAGACGUAAUGUAUUCACCGUUUCCUCUAAUCGAGGACGUCCAAUUCAGAAUUGACGCGUUUUUGCGCAUGAUUGGACACAUUUCCAACUCAUUCUUGCACGUAUUUUACAAUCAGCCUUUGAUAAGGAGGACUAGACUGCCAUUUUCAUAAUAAAAAUGUAAAAAUUU